Molecule: messenger RNA, 1954 nt
Organism: Pararge aegeria (speckled wood butterfly)
Lineage: Eukaryota; Metazoa; Arthropoda; Insecta; Lepidoptera; Nymphalidae
Gene: sip3
Product: E3 ubiquitin-protein ligase synoviolin
Exons: 11
Coding region: 176-1807 (543 amino acids)
Cellular component (GO): cytoplasm
Source: RefSeq, a predicted model, not a curated record
CACAAAUGAACAUUGAACACGUCAAAAUCAUUUUUUUUGCACCAACUAGUGCUACGAAAUGAUGUUUUGAAAAUGCAUUUGUUGACAAUAAUGCGAUUUCGGAACGCCUAGAAAACUCGCGGAGAAUUACAUGUGUAAAUUUUAGUGCAUCAAGUGUUAAGUGUAUUCAUUUCCAAUGAAGAUGAAGGCGGUUGUAGCGACUGUAAUCACCGUUGCGCUCACUUCUGUAGUGAUAGGCAAUGCCUAUUAUCAGAAGAAACAAUUUUACCCAUCCGUAGUUUAUUUAACUAAUUCCAAUCCGAGUAUGGCUGUAAUGUACUUACAAGCCUUUAUACUGGUCCUAUUGAUGGGUAAAAUUCUUAGGAAAAUCUUCUUCGGUCAGCUUCGCCCAGCCGAAUUUGAGCAUCUAAUCGAGAGGUCGUGGUAUGCCAUCACUGAGACAUGCCUGGCAUUUACAGUUUUCCGGGAUGACUUCAAUCCUAAGUUUAUAGCUCUGUUCACGCUUUUGCUUUUCUUGAAAGCAUUCCAUUGGCUCGCUGAAGACAGGGUUGAUUAUAUGGAGAGAAGUCCAGUAAUUGGGUUUCUGUUUCAUAUGAGAAUUCUAAGUCUGCUAACUCUCUUGGCCCAGUCAGAUAUGUACUUCAUCACCCAUGCAUAUUUGUUUACUGCAACCAAAGGGCCAUCAGUUCAAUUGGUUUUCGGAUUUGAAUACAGCAUAUUGAUUAUAAUGAUUGUGAACAUUUUAAUCAAGUACAUGCUUCACUCUGUGGACACUUACUGGGAGGCGCCCUGGGAGAGCAAAGCGGCUGUAUUGCUCUAUACGGAGCUGGCAAUCAAUUUCCUCAAGGUUCUUUUGUACGUCGGCUUCGUGGCGGUCAUGGUACGCAUCUAUACGCUGCCACUCUUCGCCUUCCGUCCGAUGUAUGAAACCAUGAGGAGUUUCAAGAAGGCCUACAAUGACGUGGUACUCUCGCGGCGCGCGAUCCGCAAUAUGAACACCCUGUAUCCGGACGCAACUGCCGUGGAACUGGCCGCCGCUGAUAAUGAGUGCAUCAUCUGCCGUGAGGAGAUGCACAGCGGUGCGAAGAAACUGCCAUGCAACCACAUUUUCCAUGCGGCGUGCCUUCGUCUCUGGUUCCAACGCCAACAGACUUGUCCAACGUGCCGUCUCAACGUCCUUCGCGCACCGGUGACUGAACCCGCCAACGCGAAUAACCCGGCACCUAACGCGAAUGCCCCUCAUGCCAACGCGCCCAACGCCAACGCGCCAGCUCAGCCCCCGCCCGCUGCACCUGUGCCGCCGCCCUUCCCGAACAUGCCGCCACCACCGAUGAUGGGCUGGGGGAUGCCACCGCCGCCACCACCCCGCCCUCUCGACCUUGCCAUCUUAAGUGUGGAGGAACUGCAACGUAUGGAAGGCACCGAGAGGAGGAACAUCGAAGCGAGAUUAAAGCUGCUUCGCGAGAUACAAGCUAUGCUGGACGCGUCGGUGCUACUCAUGCAGCAAUACUCCAAUGUGGUAUCCAACUUGCCAUUGAACGUCUCUAAUGUGGCCACGCAAACUGAAAUACACCGAACGGAAGCAACCCCGGAACCGUCGCCAGCGAAGGUGAAGACUGAACCAGACGUGGUGCCCUCCACUUCUGCAUACAUACCGACUCCUGGCCCAUCUACGAGCAGUGAUGAUUUCAACUUUGAUGCAGCUGAAGCAUCGCUGGACUCUAAUAUGGAGCAGUCAGAUUCUGAUGCUGAAGAGCUUAGAAGACGGCGAUUGCAAAAAUUCAGAGAAAUACAUUCAGAGAAGUGAAUGUGCAAAAAAAAAAAAAAAAAUUGUGUCCCAUUUUCUUAACUUGAUAAUUUAAAUGUACAAAUUGUUUUGGUAUGUGCAAGCAUUGUGUAUUCUAAUCAAAUAUAAAUGUAUUUGUGUUCUUGUAAAUAUAUCUGGAUAUAUACA